This is a messenger RNA of Gilbertella persicaria, 1107 nucleotides long. Its product is annotated as Lactonase, 7-bladed beta-propeller-domain-containing protein. The coding region runs from base 1 to 1107 and encodes 368 amino acids. The record is from RefSeq and is a predicted model, not a curated record. The transcript has 2 exons. NCBI's taxonomy places the organism in Eukaryota, Fungi, Mucoromycota, Mucoromycetes, Mucorales, Choanephoraceae. Gene Ontology annotation, molecular function: protein binding; 6-phosphogluconolactonase activity.
AUGUCAAUCGCAAGUAGACUCCCCGUCUAUGUAUCUGGAAAUACAAACGAAAAAAGUAUUGGCAUUUACCAAUACACCUUUGACACUAAUACUGGUGCUUUGACAUCUAAAGGCCUGGCUAUUGAGUCUGUUAAUCCAACUUACUUGACUGUAGACAAGGCAGGAAGAAAUAUGUAUGCUGUCAACGAAGUUGAUGAGUAUAAAGGUCAGAAAUCUGGCUAUGUGUCUGCUUAUACUCGUGACAAGAAGACAGGUAAACUAAAAUUGGUUAAUGAGCAAUCUUCUGGCGCACAAGGCCCUUGCUAUGCUUCAACCGACGCUACUGGUAGCCAUGUGUUUGUUGCUAACUAUAAUGGUGGAUCUGCUUCUCUCUUCCCUGUUAAAAAUUCUGGAUCCUCAAAGUCUAAUUUAGGUGAGAUUUCCUCUCAAAUCGUUCAUAGCAAAUAUUUCAAUGCUACAUUUGGUGUUCCAGACCGUCAAGAAAAGCCCCAUGUUCAUUCAAUUGACUUGGAUCCUGUUUCUCAGAAGUAUGCAUUCUCCAAUGAUUUAGGUUGUGAUUUGCUUGUCACUUAUAACUUUGAUCAUCAAAAUCCUGGCUCCCUUGCUAUCCAUUCUACCUUUAAGUUCCCUAACGGCACUGGUCCCCGUCACCUCAAGUUCUCACCUAAGAACAAUAAGUUUGCUUAUGUUAUUAGUGAAUUGUCGAACGAGGUCUUCUUGCUUACGUUUGAUUAUCAAAAGGGUACAUUUAAGAUGCUUCAACAAAUUGAUACACUUCCCAAGGAUUUUACAGGUUCAAACACUGCCGCAGAAAUUGAUAUUACGCCUAAUGGCAAGUUCAUGUAUGCCUCUAUGCGUGGCUAUGAUGCAAUCACGAUCUUUGAAAUUGAUGAAUGGAGUGGCAAACUCUCUCUGGUAGGUUACCAACCUACAGGUGGUAAGCAUCCUCGUCAUUUCACUCUUGAUCCCACUGGUAAUUUCUUGUUGGUCGGAAACAGGGAUACUAACAACGUUGUUGUCUUCAAAAUCAACCAAAAGACAGGUAAUUUGACACAAAUCUCAAGUGUAUCUCAUGUGCAACCUACAUGCGUUCGAUUCUGGGACUAG